This is a messenger RNA of Thelazia callipaeda (thelaziosis nematode), 5316 nucleotides long. The record is from the annotation of a GenBank genome assembly. NCBI's taxonomy places the organism in Eukaryota, Metazoa, Nematoda, Chromadorea, Rhabditida, Thelaziidae.
CCAGAAUUAUCAUCUCAAGCAACGAUUACAAUCAAAGUUUCGGAUGUGAACGAUAACUCUCCUCAAUGUCCAGCAGUUAAUACAUUUGCCGUUUCUGAUGAUAACGAAGUUGGCGUAACGUUUGAUAACGUAAUUGCAACUGAUCCAGAUGAGGGCUUAAAUAGCAGUUUAAUAUAUCGUUUACAAGUGGAAGAUGUCAAUUUUGCUUUGAGAAAUAACGGUGAAUUAAUCGUGAAGAAAAAGUUAUCAGACAAAGGCAAUCGAAGAGAAAGCCGUUUAUCAGUGGUAGUUCUUGAUCAAAAUGGUGGACCGCAGGCUCGAGCAACUACUUGUUCAAUUCAAAUUCUUGUCAUAAAAGUUAAAUCUAAAGUAAAAUUUCUGGAACCUGUGGAUAGGAUUGUUAGAAUUGAUAAUAAAUGCUCAACAGGUUGCUUGUUAAAAUCGCUUAAUGCAACAAAUGUCGCGAAAUGGGAAAUCGAAUUGAGUGAUAUUUCAAAUAACUUUGAAAUUUUAAACAAUACUUUGCAAACUUCUCAGCAUUUCAAUGCAAGUAUGAUUAGCGAUGGUCGAACUCUCACCGUUGCAGCGUUGGAUAAUGACGAACGUAAGAAGCAGAUCACAUUUAUUAUCCGAACGUCAGUCUUACCUGAACUAAAUCAUAGUAAUAAAACUAUCAUAGUGAGGACAUCGCGCGUUUUGCCCAUUGGUUCACAGGUGAUAACUUUAAGCAAAAAUGAAAGUAAAGGGACAUUUUGGCAUCUGAAAAAUACAACAGAUGCAUUUCAUUUGGAUAGCAAAACUUCUAUUUUAUAUCUUACUGCAAAUUUACGUCAAACUCACGCAAGUAGCUACUUUCUCGAAAUUCUUGAAUGGAUUCCACCUAAUUAUUCAUAUUCUAAGCAACAUAAUGUGUAUAUCGAAAUAGAGCCGACUAAUCUUUACUGGCCAAAGUUUUCAAAUUGUCCACGGUUUUUCACGGUAAAAGAAAAUGAACAAACAGGUUCUGUUAUUGGUGAAGUAAAAGCAGAAGAAACUGACGCAACAUCAGAUGUACACUUAAGUUAUUCAAUCAUUCAAGAUUCAUCUGGAUCAUUUUCGAUUGAUUCUCAUUCCGCUGAGCUGCUAUUAACUCGUUCUUUGCAUGAUCAACAGGGACAGCUUCUGUCAUUUUUGAUAGUCGAAGCUGAAGACAACUUUCCGGAUAUCAAAAAACGUAAACGCUCAAAUUGUGUCGUUUUUAUUAGUAUCGAAGAUAUUAAUGAUCAUCAGCCGAAGUUUUUAAGUUCCAAUAACGUAACAAUAAAUGAUAAUUUUGUUGAUGGUGACAUUAUUCAUUAUGUGGUUGCUGUUGAUGCAGAUUUUGGUGAUAAUGGAAGAAUUACCUAUACUUUAAGUGAAGAAACUAGCAACAGCAUCUUUAAAAUUGACCCUAAAUCUGGUGCCUUACAACUUUUACAUCGUUUUAAUGGAGAAAAGCAUUUACGUGUUCGUGCUAGUGAUAAUGGCAAUCCUCCCAAGUACGCAGAAGUAAAUCUUUCUGUUAAGUUUGAUUCACGUCAUCGGCGAUGGAAAUUUUUCCAGCAACAAGAAUAUAAUUUUUAUGUAAAUGAUACUACUGCUUCGGAAACAAUUUUGCAUGACUUCUCAAGAAACAAAAAAAAUUGGCAAUAUCUACAAUUAUUUCCUUACUUUAUUUCUGAAAAUGAUCCUUUACAAUUAUCAGAAAGUGGAAAAUUGCUACUGCAAAAAGGAGUAACAUCUGGAAAAUACACGUACCUUUUGAUUGCAUCGAAAAGUCAAAGGUUAAUUGACUGGACAUGGAUUAAGCUAACAGUAACUUCUGACAAUAAAUAUCCACCAAGAAUUUCCUCAUCAAGCUGUGGUAAUCUUACAAUACGCGAAAAUAUUGCUACCGAACAUUUAACUCGGAUUUAUGCUUGGGAUCAAGAUGACAGUGCUGACAGUACCAUUUUUUAUCGAAUAAUUGCUGGAAAUGAGAAGUCGGUAUUUUAUUUGAAUUCAUCAACGGGUUUAUUGUCAUGUCAUGAACUGGAUCGUGAACGUCAGUCUGAAUACUUCUUAGUGAUCACUGCUGAAGAUCAAGGCUUACUUAAGCGAGCAGAUACAUGCACACUUCGUGUUUUGGUAACAGAUGAAAAUGAUAAUGUACCUAUCUUUAAUGAAAAUACACCAAAAUUUAUUGAAAUUAAUGACAAUAUUGAAGUUGGCGACAUAUUAACAGAGUUGACAGCAAAAGAUGACGAUGCAAACUCAAAUGGUAAAGUUACUUAUAGUAUUACCGAUGAUAGCAGCGGUUUGUUGGAUAUUCGACCUGAUAGUGGUGAAAUUAUUUUUGCAAGAAAUUAUCCAUUACCAAAUGGUAAAUAUAUCGUGAAAAUCAAAGCGGAAGACCAUGGAAAUUCACGUGUACUGUCAUCUGAACGUGAUAUUGAUCUCUUUGUGAAACGAUUUAAAUUUCAUGAGCAAAGUAUGGAACCACAAUUUUUAAGCGAACAAUACGUUGGUUUUAUUAAUGAAGGCGAGCCACGUGGGCAAUUUGCUCUUCAGGUACGAAGUUGGAAUAGUCUACCAGAAGAUUCACCGCUUGCUUACAGUAUUGUAAGCGGUAAUAUGGAUUCAGCGUUCGGUAUCGAUGAGGAAGGACGCAUCAUAACAGCACAAGAAUUAGAUUACGAGAUUAAUAAUAAUUACAAUUUGAAAGUAAUUCAGAUGUCGAGUAAUUUUAAAAAUACUCCUGAAACAGAUGUGUUUAUAAGAGGUCAAAAAAUUUUUUAUUUGUUGAACUUUCGACACAUAGUCAACAGAAAUGAUAACAUUCCUUCGUUUCCUGUGCUGAAACCUUUCACAGUAUCUGAAUCCGCAAAUUAUGGUACUUUGGUAGCGACCGUAUCAGCGAAAGAUGUUGAUGUUGACACUCAACUGGAGUAUAGUUUGCUCUCAUGUGAUCAUCUCUUUGAGAUUGAUCCAUUUUCUGGUAAAGUAUUUUUGAUCGGAAAAUUAGAUUAUGAGAUCGAGAAAGAGCACAAUAUUGAAAUUCAGGUGACGGAUGGUGAAAAUGUUUCACGUACAACAUUACGUAUAUUAGUUAAGGAUGCGAAUGAUAAUGAACCAAAAUUUGAAGAAGACUUCUACUUAAUCCAUGUUUCCAGCGAUAUCCAAUUAAAUUCGAUCAUAGCAAAGAUACAUGCAGAUGACCCGGACACAGGAUUAGCUGGAUCAGUCCAAUACGGAUUACUUCCUAAUAGCUCUAGUAAAUUCAAAAUCGAUCAUGAAUCAGGUGAUUUGAUCGUAGUUGAGAAAUUGACUGAUCAGUCGGUGUAUCAUUUGACGAUACUUGCGUCAGAUCAAGGUGAACCACCACUUAGUUCAGUUUGUUUAGCUCGAAUAGAUGUCGGUGGAGAAGAAUUCAGCCGGAAACCUAUUAGAUUUACAAAUAAAUCAUUCAAUUUUGCCAUACCUGAAAAUACUCAUCCACACGUUGGAUUUGGCAAAUUGACGUUAAUUGAUAUUGCAUCUACGAGUGUAACACUGAAAAUUCAACCCCCCGAAGUUGCAAAUAUUUUUGGCAUUUUAAAUGAUGGAUCAAUUUUUUUAAAGCAGGCAAUCAGUGCUAGUCUUCAAAAUGAAUUUGAAUUUGAAGUGGAAGCACUGUCUCCGUUAGCAUCUGCAAAUUCAUCAGCUAAAGUAAGCAUAAAUGUAAUGGAUCACAAUGACAAUGUUCCAUACUUCAUUGAAAAAGUUGAUCAGAUAAUAAUUGAUAAGAAAAUGAAUACAAACGAUGUGUUAACAAAAUUUGUUGCUGGCGAUAAUGAUAAAGGUGAUAACGCAAGGAUCAGUUAUCAGAUCUUAUCUGGAAACGAUUACGGAAUGUUUCACCUAAAUAGUUCAUCUGGAGAAUUGUAUCUUACGAAAACUAUUGGAGAUGAAGAAAUACUCUCAAACGCUACUUUUAGUGAUUUGAUACUUACUGCUUCUGAUAAUGGUAAUCCAAGUAAAUGGAACUGGACUACAGUUUCUGUGAAACUUCACGUUGAUUACACUUCUAUAAAAUCACCAUUUUUUAUUGUCUCGCAAUAUGAAAUACAUGUAUUCGAAGAUACACCCAAAGGCAGUAUCAUCUUGCGUUCGAAAGCUGUUAAUAAAUUAGGAAUACAUGGCGAUAAUUGGACUUAUGCGUUGAAAGAUAAUGAUGAGUCAUUUGGUUGCAACAAAAGUUCCGGCUAUAUAAUGCUGAUGAAACGUUUGGAUUUUGAAUUGCAACAGCGUUAUGAAUUCAUAUUAAGUGUGGUAGAUGAUCAAGAUCGAUCAGCAUUUGCAUCGGUUAAAGUUAUAGUUCAUGGAGUCGAUGAAUAUCCACCUGUUUUCAUGAAACGUGAUUACGUGCUUCAAAUUCCGAAAAACUCUCAAGUUGGACAACGAGUUGGAAUAAUAUCAGCGCUAGAUCAGGAUUUUGGUGUAGGCGGCAAGAUUCGAUAUGAAAUCCAGGGAAAUGCAGCAAAAUAUUUAAGCAUCGAUGCAGAUACGGGUCAAGUUGCCUUAUCUCGAGAAAUUGACUUCGGAAUAAUUAAUAGCAAUAAUAUAACAUACGAUGAAUUGGUCGUAAUCGCAAGUUCAAGUCAAACGCAAAGUACUCGUACAAAAGUACUAAUUCAGGUUUAUAGCGUAAGUAAAGGUAAUAUUUCGGUGAUCAGAGAUUUAAGUCAGCGAUCUCCGAAAUUUGAAUGUCAGAGGCAGUUCGCUCUGUCCUCGUCAUCUUUUUCAGACAGAUCUAAGGUUAUACAUUUCUGUUUCCACUCAAAAUAUAAAGUUUUAUAUCAAAACUUGGACAACAGUUCCUAUCUUAUCUCAUAUUUAUUUACUUUCAAGCAGAACUUAACAUUUUAUUUUAUGCAGAAUUUGCCAGCAUCCAACACCAAUUUUGGCUACUGUGCUACGAAACUUCUAUCUAAACGGCCUUUGGAAAGCCAAACAGUACACCACUCCAUACCUCAUUCUAUGCCUGAUUCGGGUAUUGAUCUUGAUGAUCUAUCAGCAACCAGUUCAGUCACUGAGUACCUUAAUCAAAUCGGUGUUACACCGAACAAGUACUUUGAUUCAAAUGAAAGCUCAAAUAAGGAACGUGUUACGGGUUAUCUAGAGGCCAUCAACAAUGAUUCUGAAAUCAAUGAUUUAAUUUAUGCUAAAGUAGAUGAGAUUCUGAGUCCAGCAAGUCAAAUGAAUGUUUCCUUGUCCUCAGAUAGCUCAAUUGAUAUAUCCUCAUUUACGGUUAGUACAAAUUGCUUUUUUAUUUAUUAA